Messenger RNA from Bacidia gigantensis, 831 nucleotides. RefSeq lists its product as uncharacterized. Gene Ontology annotation, molecular function: hydrolase activity. Lineage: Eukaryota; Fungi; Ascomycota; Lecanoromycetes; Lecanorales; Ramalinaceae. Bases 1 to 831 code for a protein of 276 amino acids. The transcript has 6 exons. The record is from RefSeq and is a predicted model, not a curated record.
AUGGCUUCAAAUCAAAAGCGACCUGAAUUGUCAGCAUGGGAAUAUGUUACGCUCUUUUACGCGGCUCUCAGAACUCUCAAUCAUACCAUCAUCGCUUCCAUAACUGCUCCCUUCCGUGGAAGCAAAGGUGCCAAGAAAUACGGUCAGCAUGUGGCCUUGUCGUUUACAAGGAAGGUCACGAACACGGCGAGCGUGAAGCAUUUGCAAGCAAUCCUGCCAACAGCACGCGACACUUAUCUGGCCCAUGCUAAAAAGCACAACUUCAAGCCUGAAUGGGAGACCCUACCCAGCGGAGCGGAGGCAUACUGGUUCGGCGACAAGAACGCAGAGAAGACCUUGCUUUUCUUCCAUGGCGGCGGCUACGCGCUCCCCGUAACCCCCGCCCACCUGACCUUCCUAACACACCUUACAACCCUAAUCCCUACCCUCCGCAUCCUCCUACCCGCUUACACCCUCGCCCCCACCGCGAGCUACCCAACCCAACUCUCCCAGGCAGCCGAAUCCCUACACCUCCUCCUCUCUCCCCCUUUCUCCCUCUCUCCCUCCCAGAUCUCAAUCGCGGGGGACUCCGCGGGCGGCAACCUCACCCUAGCCCUCCUCUCCCACCUGCUGCACCCGCAUCCUGACCUCCCCGCCACCGCUGCUAUCGAUUUGAAGGGGGAAAGCUGGGAGGCGCGGGUUUUGGGGGCGCGGUUGAAGGAGAAACAUGAGAAAGUCACGCUUUUGGUUGCAGACGGCGAGUGGCAUGAGAAUUGUGUGCAGGAAAUGCCGAAAGAUGAGAGCAAAGUCACCAGGGAUGCUAUUACGGCCUUUAUGGCUGAAAGAGUAUAG